GACCGUUAUAAGUCCAUCAAGAUCUGUUUUCCUCGGUGGGACACAGAGGCCUCUCGGGUAUACCUGCUCUUGUAAAACCUUUAGUCGAGGAUCAUGUCCUCAGGGGCUGUGGUGGCAGCAGGUCAGAGGUCACAUCAUCUAUAUGCCUGGUUUGACCAUGAAGCUGCUGCGGUGGUGACCAUCCUGUUGGGGCUGUUCCAGUUGUUGUUGUCUGUCCCACUCGCCUACGCUAACCAAACGCUGCCCAAAUUCUUCAUACUGCCACUUGUCUUAGGAGUUCUAAUUGUGACAGGAGGAUCCUUCACCUUCGCCAAUGAGAGGAACUCCAGCAGACUCCUGCUUCGAGGUUGCGCGUGCAGCAACGUGGUUGGCCUGCUGGGGGCGCUGCUUGCCUUCUGCCUCUACUGCUACAGCCUCAGCGUGGUGUCCAACACAGAGACGUGUGCGAAUUUCCACCAGGAAUACAGGAUGUCACCGCACAAGUGUCCCGGAGCAGCCCUGGCGGCCUACUGCUGGAGUCUGACUCUGCUGCUGCUGCUCUAUGACACCGGGGCCGUGGUCCUGCACUGCUCCCUGACGGUCUCCGCCCUCAAAGCACUCAAAACAGACUGACACACACACACACACACACACACACACACACACACACACACACACACACCCGUGUACACAUACAUGAUACAUGAGGAAUUACUCCAUACUGGCAUUAUCCUCAAAGCCAAUGGAAAUGUACUUUCCAGAGUAAAUGUAAAAUAAUAAUAAUACUCUUUCUGAUUAGUUGACAGGUAUCUAAUUAAAUCAUCAACAGCUGAGUUUCAUCACCCAACAGAGUACCUGUUGACCUGGUUAAUGGCCAUGGCUUGAGUGAGAUAAUACCCCUUUUUCUAUUUUUAUACCAAAUACUAAUAUUAGAGCCACGCAGAUAGCUGAUAUAUUGGACAAAAUUAGCUUAUUGCUGAUAUAUCAAUAUGAGUGUAAAUGUUGUCAGGACCCUGCUUCAGAAAGCUGGUUCAGUGAAAACCUUGAGAUGAGGGAAAAUCUGGGUUUUCAGUUCCUGCAAAUGAGCCAGCUUACAUUCUUGAUAUGUUACCAUGGUAACUGACUCUGUGAAGCUAAGCUGCUCGUAUCUAAUAGUGUCUCGUCUCUGAUUAAUUACUGUCAGUUUACUGUAUUUUGAGAUGUAACUCCUCGUUGCAUGUUAAUACAAAUGUUAAAAAUCAACUGUUUUAAAAACUGAGUUUUACCAUUUCUGGGUUAGUUAAGUCAGAGUGAGGGUUCGGCUCAGAGUUUGUUGAACCUGUCCAUAUCAGUAUAUAAAUCACAAAAAUAAAAAAUACAAUAAAGGAACCAUUGUCAACAUUG
Molecule: messenger RNA, 1362 nt
Organism: Pseudoliparis swirei
Lineage: Eukaryota; Metazoa; Chordata; Actinopteri; Perciformes; Liparidae
Exons: 6
Coding region: 94-612 (172 amino acids)
Source: RefSeq, a predicted model, not a curated record